Molecule: messenger RNA, 603 nt
Organism: Anopheles nili
Lineage: Eukaryota; Metazoa; Arthropoda; Insecta; Diptera; Culicidae
Gene: galla-1
Product: MIP18 family protein galla-1
Exons: 2
Coding region: 1-522 (173 amino acids)
Source: RefSeq, a predicted model, not a curated record
AUGCUUUCGUUUUUCCGUAAAAGAGCGUCGGAAGAGUUGACUGCUACACCGUCAAACUCGAGAACCCACACCACUGGUGCAACAGGAUCUGUUCCUCGCCGGCGUACGCUUCAGGAACUGGGUUAUCGAAACACAGAUGACUUGAGAGAAACCAUUUAUGAUUUCGUAAGGACAAUUCGGGAUCCAGAAAAGCCAAACACCUUGGAAGAUUUGCACGUGGUGUACGAGGAUGGCAUAAUCGUGAACGAUCCUACACCCGGUAACGUGAAUGUAGUACGGGUCGAGUUUAAUCCUACUGUUCCACAUUGUUCCUUAGCCACCCUGAUAGGGCUGUGCAUAAGGAUCAAAAUUGAGAGAAAUAUAAAUCAUUAUCUGAAGCUGGAUAUAUACAUUAAAAAAGGUGCUCAUACGACGGAAGAUGAAAUUAACAAACAGAUCAACGAUAAGGAGCGAAUAGCAGCUGCAAUGGAAAAUCCAAACCUUAGACAAUUAGUAGAAAAUUGCAUCAAGGAUGAAGAUUAAAAGACUGAACUGUUGAAAUGGUAAAAUUCUUUGUGGUCUUUUUGAGGUGUAUGGGAUUGCUUUUUUAGCCCUUGUAGAAGU